Molecule: messenger RNA, 2859 nt
Organism: Epinephelus lanceolatus (giant grouper)
Lineage: Eukaryota; Metazoa; Chordata; Actinopteri; Perciformes; Serranidae
Gene: tigara
Product: TP53 induced glycolysis regulatory phosphatase a
Biological process (GO): regulation of pentose-phosphate shunt; negative regulation of glycolytic process
Cellular component (GO): cytosol
Molecular function (GO): fructose-2,6-bisphosphate 2-phosphatase activity
Source: RefSeq, a predicted model, not a curated record
CCCUUGCUGUGAGGCAACAAUGCUAACCACUGCACCACCACUAUAUUUUAUUCAUUUUAAAUACCUCCUGAACCCCAAAUCCCCAAACAAAAAAAAAAAAAAAAAUUAUCAUUGGAUUUUCGAUUUCCGACGGUUACUAAACACCUCAUGGGGGAAAAGAAAAAUCAUUGGUAACUAUGGUUAUUUAUGGUGGAUUUAGUGGUGCAUGGUGUAGCCUAUUUAUGGUGCUCAGGGAGGCUCAAGAUUAAAUUAAUAAUUAAAUAAAUAAAACGAAGUCACACCGAAGCCACGCCCCUUUAGAUAAGUAGAGCACAGUCCCCAAACGUCUCUGGUGUUAAACAUGUCACCAAUAACUUGUACUAACCCACUACUUCUUAAAGUAGCCUAACUCAGACACUGUAGCUGUGGCGUGUUCUGCCAACAGUGUUGAACUUUGUGUGAGACAUUUCCUCUGCAGUCGAGACGUGUAGGACCAACGUUAGUCGUCUUCAGGGCAGUUUAACCACCUUAAUGCGAUAUUACUCCGUCGUUAACCUCCAGAGCAUGAAGGCGCUAACAUUUGGGAUGACUCUUGUCCGACAUGGGGAAACACAGUACAAUAAAGAAGGCCUGCUGCAAGGCCAGGCUAUAGAUUCACCCUUGUCUGACAUCGGGCUGCAGCAGGCUGAGGCUGCAGGCCGUUACCUGAAAGAUGUCAAAUUCAGCAACGUGUUUGUCAGUGACAUGCUGCGGGCCAAACAGACUGCUGAAGCAAUAAUGAAACACAACAAUAGUUGUUCUGGUCUACAGAUGGCGUGUGACCCUUUACUUAAAGAGAAAAGCUUUGGGAUAGCAGAGGGGCAACGGGUGCGGGAAGUGAAAGAGAUGGCCAAGGCAGCCGGUCAGUCAUUUCCAAUCUUCACUCCUCCAAACGGGGAGACGCAGGAGCAGAAAUUGCUGAAGAUGGUGACGGAGCGGGUCAAAGAGUUUCUGGAGAAAAUGCUUCAGCAAAUCGGGGCUGAACACUGGCGUGACAGAGGGGAGGAUGGAAUCUCAGAAGCAUCUCCUGUGGAGGGAAAGGCAGACGAUGGGGUCAGGGGUGUCCCGGUCCACGCUUUGGUUGUCAGCCACGGGGCCUACAUGUGUGUGGCGGUGCGCUUCCUUGUGGAGGAGUUACACUGCUCCUUGCCUCCGGGUUCUGACAAAGCACACUUGUUCUCUUUAAGUCCUAACACAGGUCUGUGUCGGUUUAUACUAAACAUGCGGAAAGAGGACGACAGGUUCAAAUUGUCCGGGAUCCGUUGUGUGUUCGCUCACAGAGGGGACCAUGUUAAACAGUAGGAGAAACAUACAAUGUUAAAAAGCUCCACACACUCAACACUGACAGUUUACAGUUGUAAAAGAUUUUAUUUAUAGGUUCUGUAUUUAUUUUUCAUUUGGUGCUCAGUCACCUCACGGCACAGUUUGAUCACAUAUUGAAAUGGAUGGAUCAAAUCCUUGUUGUUCAAUAUUAGCAUGUUUUCACAAUGGAACUGUGAAACAAAAAAAUGUUAGGUCAAGUGUUUAGGUGCUAUUUAUUAUUAUAUAGUUGUGUGGCUCUCAGCCUUGUCUUGUAUCAAGGAUCCCUGAAUGAAUAAAACAGUAGGUUAUGGACCCUCACUUGAAAAGAUAUAACUUAGGGGACCUCCAUCUGAAAAGACUUUGGUCAUUAGAUCCUAUGAUCAGAAUAGUCACUCUUGUGACUCUAACUCACAUUGGGCUCGCUUCUAUAGUGAAUUAAAUAGUGAUGAUAAAUUAUUCCCCAUUUUUCUUGGGACCCCCUAAAAUGCUUAAAUUAAUUGAAUUUGAAUUGAAUCCAGUUUAAAUUCGCCAAGAUAAAUGACUAAAUACAUCUGCAUUAUUUUUUUACAGUGGACUCCAACAAAAUCUGUUUUACAUUCAAGCUCUGAAUGCUGGUUCAUAAGUUGAGCAAUGUCAUUUAAACUCAGGUAGAUGGUUUGUGUUGCAAGGCAGUGUCAUCAUCACUUUGUUACUGUCUGGCUGUUCAUUACUGUAAAUGCAGGCAGCUUUUUGCUCUAAUGAGUUCGUGUUUCUAUAUUUAUUCUCCGGAAGUUCAGAGAUCCUUUGCAGGAACACGGAGCAGGACUGCAACAGUGUUGACUUUUUUGGAAAUCAGUGACUUUGUCAUUGUUGGGAAUUAACGCUUUGGUCAACAAGGGCAAGUGCAUUCAAGAAAGAGUGCAUGCAUGUUGUGUGUUACUGAAGUAUGGAUGCACUGUUUCUCUACUUUUCAUUCCUCUCUCAGUGUAAAACAAAAUCAUGUGCUGACUGCUGAGCUGGAUUGUAUGAAAAAACAUUGUGCAGUUUCUAUUGCUGUUGUUACUCUGAUUCUGUAACUGAAAACACUUUAUAAUGUAGGAAAACUGUCAGACUUGACCAGGUUAGUCUAUUUUUUAAAUUAGGCAAUGUAGCUGUUAAUGUUUCUGUAUCAUAGUGGGAUUUGUGGAAACUUGCCAACAGUGAUAAAAGAUCCUUUUCAGCCGAAACUCCCUAAAAAAAACCCCUGAUAUUCAAUCUGUGCUGGUUCUCAUCUGUUCAUAUUUGCAUUAUAUACACCCUUGAACUUUACAUUUUGAUUUACAAACAUGUUCUAGCCUAGAAUAUAUCGUUUCAGUAAGUAUGCAUCUUCAUUUGUAUCAUUAUCUACAAUAUUUGACAUGCAUUUCAUUUGGACCGAGGCAGUAUUAUUAGGAUCAGGAUUAUUAUGCCUAUUAGUAUUAAUAGGAUGUGUCCCCCCACAUAAAUAAACUGGUUGUACUACUGUGGUGUACUGCAGGUCUGCGUGUGAUUUCAGCAAGUGGUGUCAGCGUACCACAGCAA